This is a messenger RNA of Tilletiopsis washingtonensis, 1183 nucleotides long. Its product is annotated as Metallo-dependent hydrolase. Lineage: Eukaryota; Fungi; Basidiomycota; Exobasidiomycetes; Entylomatales. The transcript is spliced from 4 exons. Gene Ontology annotation, molecular function: hydrolase activity, acting on carbon-nitrogen (but not peptide) bonds, in cyclic amidines. The coding region runs from base 263 to 1183 and encodes 306 amino acids. The record is from RefSeq and is a predicted model, not a curated record.
ACCACCACCACCACCACCCACCGCGCCACAUCACGCACACGCGCGGCAAGCAGCACCGCAAGCAAGCAAGCAGCAGCAAGCAGCGGCCUUACACCCUGCCUCGCAUCCCGCAUCCGCAUUCCGCAUCCAGCCAUAAGCAUCUCUCCAGCGUCGCAUCGCAUCAGCCCCGCCUCCUCCCUUGGCCAUCUGCGCUCUCUCCCCUCUCCCCCUCCCCUCCCCUCUCCCUUGCCGCCCCGCACGUCGCGCAAGGAAGGAGGAAGAGAUGCCGCACCUCCUCCUCCCUGGUGGGGUCUGGCACGCACACGUGCAUCUCGACAAGUGCUUCCUGCUCUCUUCUUCCGACGACGAGGGGGAGGGGGAGGGGGAGGGGGAGGGCGAGGGGCCCACGGGGUGCUGUAGGCUUGAGGAUGGGUGCGUUUGCGUCAAAGCGCGCGGCGAGCGCUUCAUCCGCGCGGCGCUCUCGCAUGGCGUUGUUGGGAUGCGCGCGCAUGUCGAGGUCGAUCCGACCGUCUUGCACGUGUGCCUCUCCGCAGGUCUCGCGCUCAAGCAGCGCUUCGCUUCGCGCUGUGCCGUUAACAUCUGCGCCUUCGCACAAGAUCCGCUUUUCUACGCCGACUCCGCAUACGAAAGCCAGAUGCAUUCCCUCAUGCGCCGCGCCGCCUCCCACCCGGACGUCCACGCGGUAGGCUGCACGCCAUACGUCGAGUCCUCGCGCUCCAACGCUCUCCGCGCACUGCGUUACAUCUUCUCCCUAGCGGAAGAGUUCGGGAAGGACGUCGAUCUGCACAUUGACUAUUCACUCGAUGCCUCCUCCCCUCUCCUCUGGGACGCGUUGGCGCUUCUCAAGUCGCAUUCCUGGGACGUCGAUGGGAGAAAGAGACGACUGACGAUGGGCCACGCCACCGUCCUCUCUCAAUUUGAUUCGCAACAGCUCGAUCGCCUAGCGCGUGAAUGCAGGGGGGAGGAAGUGGUGUUCGUCGCGCUGCCGAACAGUGAUCUUUAUAUGCAGGGAAGGGAGGUGCCGUAUGCGAAGCGCCCGAGAGGGACGCUGAAUGCGUUGGAAUUGGCGAGGAGGGGCGUGAGGUGCGCGGUUGACGUCAAUAAUGUGGGCAACCUCUUCACGCCGCAGGGCGACGGCGAUCCGCUCGCGCUGCUGCCGCUGCUGGUGGGCGUGUAUCAGUGA